UAGGUUCAGAGCGACUCAGCACGGCGCCAUAGAUUGGCCCGCCUCUCACAUCGCCUUGAAACUGGUGUAGCGUGCAGCUGUAAGUCAUCGGCUCGUCGCCUAGCCAGCCAGCCUCUUCGUGGGCCGUAGUUGAACUCACGCCGCCGUCAGGUUCGUUCCUACCAGGCUCUCGGUAUUCUCUAGGUUCAGGAUCGUUCCUACCUGUAUCACUCGCGAUGGAGGUCUCGUUACAGAGCUCCGCGCGCGCUGCCGUUCACGCUGCGCCGCAGCGGGCUACGAGGAAAUCGGCGCGUGAUUCUACUACCGCGCAAGCCUCCCUCUCGUCGCUCUCAUGCACAGCUCUCGCUGGUGCGGGGAGCCGCAGCCUUUUCCCCGCCCUUUCGCCUCCGCGCGUGCGCGCAUCUUCCCGCCGCACCCGCCGUGGAGUGAUUUCCGCAGUCGCCGCAGGAGUGGCUGGAGCCGCCAGCUCAAACAAGACCCGGUUGGCGCGAGCGGUGGAACUUGCUCAAUGGCUCGCCUCCGCGGGAUUCCCCGCGCAGCCUGUGGCCCCCGCGGACGCGGGAGCCGCGGGGAUCGGGCUCUCCGCCAAGGAGCCAAUAAAAAAGGGCCAGGUGGCGCUCCGCGUGCCAGAGAAUUUCGUGGUGACGUCAGUCGACGUGGCGGAUCACCCUGUCGUGGCGAAAGCGGCGGAAGGGCGCGGCGAUUUGGUCGGGCUGACUCUGUGGCUGAUGUGGGAGCGCGCGCAGGGCGACGCGUCCCUCUGGGCGCCGUACAUCCGGACGUUUCCGGAAGCCACGUCCUCGCCGCUGCUUUGGCCGGCAGACGACCGGCAGCGGCUGCUGGCCGGCACGACGAUCGCCGGCGAGAUUGACGGCCGCGUGGCGGAAAUGGAAGCCGUGUAUAACGUUCUUAAAGCCGCGCAUUUUGACGCCGACCCCGGUACCUUUGCGACCUCCCCCGCCUCCGCGCCUUUCUCUCUCGAGUCUUUCAAAAAAGCCUUCGCUGUCGUGCUAUCUCGCGCCGUGUACCUUCCCUCGGUGGACCUAUUCGCCUUGAUUCCUCUGGUGGAUCUAGUCAACCACUCGCCGGCGCCCUCUAAUCCAGCCAUUCCCCCGCCGUCCUCGUUCGAUUUCGACCCGGCUUCGCAAUGCGUGACUCUUCGCACCCCCGUCGAUCUCGCCUCGGGCGAUCCGCUCCUCGCAUCGUACGGCCAGGAUCGCACCCCGGCGGAUCUCCUCCUCACGUACGGCUUCGUGCCGCGCGCGUCGCCGUCCGAUUUCAUCCUCCUGCCGGUCUCGCUCGUUCCGGGAGACCCCUUGCUGGAAUUCAAGCGGCAGAUUCUAAACGACCAGGGGCUGUCUGUAUCGGAGAUGUUUCCGCUUUUCACGGACCGCUUUCCGCGGCAGCUGAUCGCUUUCAUGCGGCUCGCGCGGCUCCAGGACGCGGCGCAGCUGGCGGGGAUCAGCUUCGAGCGCGAUGUGAUGCUAUCGGAGGCGAACGAGUACGAGGCGCUACAGAUCCUGCUGCGUGACUGUAACGACCGGAUCGCGGAAUUCCCGCAGACGCUGGAGGACGAUCUCCGGCUGCUGAAUCUCGGUCCUUCCGUCGCCACCAGCGCCGCCGCCGCCGCCGCCGCCGCAAACACCGGCAGCAGCAGCAGCAGCGGGGGCGGGGGUUUUGGAGGGUUUUUCGGGGGCUUUGGAGGGGGGCAGCAGCAGCAGCAGGAGGAGGCGAGAGAAGCGGAGCGGGCAUCGGCUGCUGCAGCGGCAGAGGCAGUUGCAGCAGGGGAGAGGGAGCUGUUGGCAGCGGCCCUACGGGCCAGGGAGAAGCAGAUCUUAGCUAAUACCGUGACUGCGCUGCGCACUAAGCUGGCGCCGAUUAGGGGGCUGCCGAGCAAGCAGGGCAUGGACGACCCGAACGAGGAGAUUAAAGCCAUGUUUGGGAUGAUGGAGGCGGGGCUGUCUGCUCCUACUAAGAUCUUUUCGGAUCUGCUGAAGCGCAAGAACUCGCCCUAGGCCGUGGACAUGGGCUGUGGUGCCAUGCUGUGGUGCCAUGCUGUGGUGCCAUGCCGUGGUGACAUGCUGUGGUGACAUGACAUGCCGAGGCGACAUGCCGUGGUGACAUGUUUUGGUGCCAUGUGGCUGGGAAGGGCACUUCUUGCUGGGCGGAUGGUCGACUGCUUUGAAUUGGUGAUGAUGGGUUUAACUAGGGCGCUUUCUGUGUUACGUGUAGCUCCCCCCUCCUGUUGACUUCGUUGGUGCGAAUCUAUAUGUUCCAUACAGCACAUUCAAGGACUAGCUCGGAAUUUCGGUCCACCACUAUGCCAUAGAUCAGCUCCACCUCUAUAUGUAGUCUGUAUGUGCUCAGUUUUGAACAUGGCUAAUGUAGGCUAAUGUAGUAGAUACCUGGGAAAAGCAAGCAACUAGC
Messenger RNA from Closterium sp. NIES-67, 2427 nucleotides. NCBI's taxonomy places the organism in Eukaryota, Viridiplantae, Streptophyta, Zygnematophyceae, Desmidiales, Closteriaceae. The record is from the annotation of a GenBank genome assembly.